This is a messenger RNA of Homo sapiens (human), 2314 nucleotides long. RefSeq names its product zinc finger protein 675 (gene ZNF675). Gene Ontology annotation, cellular component: nucleus. The record is from RefSeq and is a predicted model, not a curated record. Lineage: Eukaryota; Metazoa; Chordata; Mammalia; Primates; Hominidae. The transcript has 2 exons. Bases 411 to 1889 code for a protein of 492 amino acids. Gene Ontology annotation, biological process: regulation of DNA-templated transcription; negative regulation of transcription by RNA polymerase II.
AUUCUCUGUCUACAAAAAAUUUUUAAAAAUAGCCAGGCAUGGUGGUGUGCACCUGUGGUCCCAGCUUUUUGGGAGAUUGAUGGUGCAGGAUUACUUUAGCCUGGCAGUUUGAGGCUACAGUGAGCCAUAAUUGUGCCACUUUACUCAAACUUGAAUGACAGAGUGAGAACCUGUCUCAAAAAAACUGUACAUUUCAGCCAUGUUUAGUAUAUUUGUAUUGUUAUGCAAAAGACUUCUAUAAAUUUUUCAUCUUGUGAAACUAAAACUCAAUACCCAUUAACAACUGCCCAUUUUAUCCUCUCUCCAGCCGUUGACAAACACCCUUGCACUUUCUAUGAGUGUGACUAAUUAAGAUAUCUCACAUAAGUGGAAUCAUAUAGUAUCCAUUUUGUUACUGGCUUACUUCAGUAAUGUGUUCUCAUUUUGCCCAAGAGUUUUGGCCAGAGCAGAACAUAAAAGAUUCUUUUGAAAAAGUGACACUGAGAAGAUAUGAAAAAUGUGGAAAUGAUAAUUUUCAGUUAAAAGGCUGUAAAAGUGUGGAUGAAUGUAAGUUGCACAAGGGAGGUUAUAAUGGACUUAACCAAUGUUUACCAACUAUGCAGAGCAAAAUGUUUCAAUGUGAUAAAUAUGUGAAAGUCUUUAAUAAAUUUUCACAUUCAGAUAGACAUAAGAUAAAACAUAUGGAAAAUAAACCUUUCAAAUGUAAAGAAUGUGGCAGAUCAUUUUGCAUGCUUUCACACCUAACUCGACAUGAAAGAAAUUAUACCAAGGUGAAUUUCUGCAAAUGUGAAGAAUGUGAAAAAGCUGUUAACCAAUCUUCAAAGCUUACUAAACAUAAAAGAAUUUAUACUUGUGAGAAACUCUACAAAUGUCAAGAAUGUGACAGAACUUUUAACCAAUUCUCAAACCUUACUGAAUAUAAAAAAGAUUAUGCUCGAGAGAAACCAUACAAAUGUGAAGAAUGUGGCAAAGCCUUUAACCAGUCCUCACACCUUACUACACAUAAGAUAAUUCAUACAGGAGAGAAACCCUACAAAUGUGAAGAAUGUGGCAAAGCCUUUAACCAGUUCUCAAAUCUUACUACACAUAAAAAAAUUCAUACUGGAGAGCAACCCUACAUAUGUGAAGAAUGUGGCAAGGCUUUUACCCAAUCCUCAACCCUUACUACACAUAAGAGAAUUCAUACUGGAGAAAAACCCUACAAAUGUGAAGAAUGUGGAAAAGCUUUUAACCGAUCCUCAAAACUUACUGAACAUAAAAACAUUCAUACUGGAGAGCAACCCUACAAAUGUGAGGAAUGCGGCAAAGCUUUUAACCGAUCCUCAAAUCUUACGGAACAUAGGAAAAUUCAUACCGAAGAGAAACCCUACAAAUGUAAAGAAUGUGGCAAAGCUUUUAAACACUCCUCAGCCCUUACUACACAUAAGAGAAUUCACACUGGAGAGAAACCCUACAAAUGUGAAGAAUGUGGCAAAGCUUUUAACCGAUCCUCAAAACUUACUGAACAUAAGAAACUUCAUACUGGAAAGAAACCCUACAAAUGUGAAGAAUGUGGCAAAGCUUUUAUCCAAUCCUCAAAACUUACUGAACAUAAGAAAAUUCAUUCUGGAGAGAUACCCUACAAGUGUGAAGAAUGUGGCAAAGCUUUUAAACACUCCUCAUCCCUUACUACACAUAAAAGAAUUCAUACUGGGGAGAAACCCUACAAAUGUGAAGAAUGUGGCAAAGCUUUUAGCCGAUCCUCAAAACUUACUGAACAUAAGAUAAUUCAUACUGGAGAGAAACCCUAUAAAUGUGAGAGAUGUGACAAAGCUUUUAACCAAUCUGCAAACCUUACUAAACAUAAAAAAAUACAUACUGGAGAGAAACUACAGAACUGGAAUGUGUGAUAAUGAUUUUGACAACACCUCAAAUUUUUCUAAAUAUAAAGGAAAUCAUACUGGUGAAAAAUUCUAGAAAUGUAAAGAAUGUGUCAAAGACUUUAAAUGGUUUUCACACUUCAUUGUAUGUAAGAUAAUUCAUACUGGAGAAAACUACAAGUGUGAAGAAUUUGGCAAUACUGUUAAUUAAGGCUCAAACCUUAUUGCACAGGAAAGCGUUUAUACUUAAGAAAAAUUGUACAAAUAUAAAGAGUGUAAAAUAGCCAUUAAUAUCUGUUGACAUCUUAAUAUCAGAAUGUUGGUACUUAAUAAAAGCAUUAUAAAUGCAAUUACUGUCUAAAGACUUUAAGAAAAUAUAAGCCUUUAAAGUGAAGAAGAGUAUUCGUUUUGAAGACAAAGAUUACAAACAUAAAGAGGGUUGUAGUACAUUUACU